Molecule: messenger RNA, 3024 nt
Organism: Mercenaria mercenaria
Lineage: Eukaryota; Metazoa; Mollusca; Bivalvia; Venerida; Veneridae
Exons: 1
Coding region: 1-3024 (1007 amino acids)
Biological process (GO): DNA integration
Molecular function (GO): nucleic acid binding
Source: RefSeq, a predicted model, not a curated record
AUGUACCCAAUUAUUGAACCUUCUGUAAGUCCAUGGAGUAGCCCAGUGGUAAAGGUAACCAAACCAAACGGUUCUAUUCGUUUUUGCUGUGAUUUCCGUAGGGUCAACGAUUGUACAUCGAAAGAUAGUCAACUUUUACCAAGAAUUGACGAUACUCUAGACGCAUUAUCAGGUUCAGCUUGGUUUAGUACACUAGACUGUAAAUCAGGAUUUUGGCAAGUUGGUAUGGCCGAAAAAGAUAAACAUAAGACAGCGUUUGCAGUCCAAGGAUGUGGUUUGUGGCAAUUCACUGUUAUGCCUUUUGGUUUAUGUAACUCGCCCGCUACCUUUGAACGGUUGAUGGAACGAGUGUUAGCAGGUCUGACCUGGAAACAAUGCUUAGUUUAUCUUGAUGAUAUAAUUGCUUACUCCAUAACUUUUGAUGAGCACUUGACAAGUCUUGAUUUGAUAUUUACUAGAAUGAGGGAGGCUAACUUAAAAUUGAGUCCUGAAAAGUGUGUUUUAUUUCAAAAACAGGUUGGGUUUCUUGGCCAUUUAAUUAGUGAAAAUGGAGUGGCAACUGACCCAAGUAAAAUAGAGGAUGUGAAAAAUUGGCGGACACCUCGAAAUGUCCGCGAAAUUCGAAGUUUCCUAGGAUUAUGUUCAUACUACAGAAAAUUUGUGAAAUCAUUUUCUACAAUUGCAAAACCCUUACAUAAGCUGACCGAGAAAGGUGCACACUUUUCUUGGUCAGAAGCAUGCGAAAAAGCUUUUCAGGAGUUGAAACAUGCAUUGACUAAUGCCCCAAUAUUGUCUUAUCCUAUCUCUGAGGGAAUGUAUAUUCUAGAUGCGGACGCAAGUGGCGUCGGGAUCGGUUCAGUCUUACAGCAAGUGCAGGGUGAUAAAGAAAAAGUGAUAUCAUAUUUUAGCAAGUGUCUCUCGAAAGAGGAGAGACAUUACUGUGUGACCAGGCGAGAACUCCUUGCCGUGAUAUGCUCAGUGAAGCAUUAUCACCAUUACUUAUUUGGCCGUCAUUUUGUUAUCAGGAGUGAUCAUGGGGCCUUGAGAUGGCUCACGAACUUUAAGCACCCAGAGGGACAGAUAGCCAGAUGGCUAGAGGUAUUGUCGAUAUAUGAUUUUGAUAUUAAACAUAGACCUGGGCGUGUUCAUUCAAACGCAGAUGCGUUGUCAAGACGGCCAUGUAGCUACAAUGGUUGUAGUUACUGUGACAGAGCAGAUGUUAGGUAUACAAAGCCUACAUACGAUUCAAAUCUAGAAAAGAAAGAUACAAAAGAUAGUGCAAAGAUUGGUGUAGAGGUGACAGACAAGAAGUCCACUUCAGUUGCCGGAGUGGAUGUUUGUCAGAACACGUGUGAGAAGGAAUAUGGUUGUGGUAUCAGUAAUGGUGUUAGUUGUUCUUUAUACUUGGAUGGUACCCAUAAGCGCGCAGAUAGUGCCUACCAAGAAACAACUGACAGUCAUGUUCGUGAUGAUGUUGAUGUUCUUGUAGAAAUCAGUAAGGAUUUAAAUAUGCAGGCCAUUGACGUCCUUACUGAAAAGAAUGAAACAUCAGUAGUAGAAGAUGAUAGUGUUGAGUUUAAUAGUAAAACUGAUUUAAAGAACGAAAUUCAGAAGGAUAUUCUUGGUGAAACAUGUGAUAAGGAUGAAGAAGUCCUCACAUGUGAGAAUAGGAAAGAUACUGGUUUUAUACCAGUGAGAGUAAUGGUUGCUACACUGAACCAAGAAACUAUUGCAGUAGUUCAAGAUGAGGACUCUGUAAUAGGAGCAGUGAAGCAAUGGAUAAACACAAACAAGAGGCCUGAGUGGUCUGAAGUCGCUCCAAGUUCUGUUGAACUUAAGUAUUAUUGGAAUAGGUUAGAUUCCUUACAAAUAAUUGAUGAUGUUUUAUACCACCUUUGGGAAAGUGUUGAUGUUAAAACUUCUGAAUACCUGACUGUAUUACCUAAAACUUUCAUACCGGAGGUUUUAGAGGAAUUACAUAAUAGUCCAACGGGAGGUCACUUUGGUGUAAGAAAAACCAAACUGAAAGUAAGACAGAGAUUCUUUUGGUAUGGACUGACCAAAGAUGUGAAGCAAUGGUGUAAGUCUUGUGAUGUAUGUGCAUCUCAGAAAGGCCCUCAGAGAAAGGCAAAAGCCGCUUUAAAGCAAUAUAAUGUUGGUGCACCAUUAGAGAGAAUAGGUAUCGAUAUCAUGGGACCAUUACCCCGAAGUAACAAAGGAAAUAAAUAUGUUCUGACUAUAGUAGAUUAUUUUACAAAGUGGAUAGUAGCUCUCCCGAUCAGAAAUCAAGAAGCUACAACAGUUGCGAAAAACUUUGUAGAGAAAUUUGUUACGGUAUUUGGAGUACCAAAACAAAUUCAUUCCGACCAAGGUACAAACUUUGAAUCAAACGUUUUUAGAGAAAUGUGCGAAAUUCUAGGGUCAGAAAAGACUCGAACAACUGCCUUAAGGCCCCAGUCAGACGGUCUUGUUGAACGCGGGCAUAGAAAAAUAAAGUCUAUGCUCUCUAAAUUUGUGUCUGAAAAUCAGAAGGACUGGGAUACCUUUCUGCCAAUUACGUCAAUGGCACAUAAUUCUGCUGUUCAAGAAAGUACAGGUUUCACUCCAAGCAUGCUUAUGCUUGGACGUGAAAUAGACUUACCAGUUGAUUUGGCCUUGGGAAGUCCUGAAAAUCAAACUAACAAUACAGAAACCGAAUAUGCCGAAGCGUUGACUGAAAAGUUAGAAAAAGUUCAUAAUCUUGCGCGUAAACAUAUUGCAAUUGCGAGUGAUUCUCAGAAACGCAAGUAUGAUCAUCGAGUAAGUCAAAAUUCAUAUGCAGUCAGUGACCUUGUAUGGUUAUACAAUCCGCAAGUUAAACCCGGCUUAAGUGCUAAACUUUCCAGACGAUGGACUGGACCGUACCAUGUUCUGAAGAAAAUCAAUGAUGUUGUAUAUAGAAUUCAGUUAAACAGACGUUCAAAGCCAAAAGUUGUACACCAUGACAGACUCAAACGCUAUAACGGGACACUGAGCCUUGAUUAA